GAAACCACCUAAACCCAUCCUCAGGGACAAGCGACAAGCGCAGCUUCUGCAGCCACCCAGGAGCCCGCCUGGGACACCUGCGAGGCCGGGCCGAGACUCUGCUGCUAGCUCUCUCCACGCUGGGAUCUCCCGGCCACAACUCUGUUCCUCUCUCUGCACGCGCGCCCUGCCUGCCACAGCCCGGGCAGGACGAAAUCCCCGCCUCGGAGGUGGCCGAGGGGAGCGCCCGGGAGGGAAGGCGCUAUGGGGGCCAGGCAGUCACGGGCCAGCUCCAGGGACAAGGGCUCCAAGAGGAUGCUGCUCCUGGGGAGGAGACAGAAGUUUUCUCCGUGGGACGACACCCUGCUCUCGGGAAGGGACCCUCGGUCUCUGCUGAAGCGGGGCAUGCGCCACGUCAGCUUCAGCCUGGUCACCAAAGGAAUGACAGACAUCCCCGACUUUCUGUGGGGCUUGUCUGAGGUCCAGAAACUCAAUCUGUCUCACAAUCAGCUCCGGGUCCUCCCUCCCGAGGUGGGGAAACUGACGCGGAUCGUGGUCCUGAACUUGUGCGGGAACCACCUGAGGAGCCUGCCCCGGGAGCUCAGCCUCCUGCAGAGCCUCAAGGUCCUGUUCCUCAACAUGAACUGCCUGGCCGAGGUGCCGGCCGAGCUGAGCUUGUGCAGGAGCCUGGAAGUGCUGAGCUUGUCGCACAACUGCCUGUCCCAGCUGCCCGCCAGCUUCGCAGACCUUUCCAGGCUGAGGAAGCUGAACGUCAGCAACAACUAUUUCGCUCACAUCCCCAUCUGUGUGUUCUCGCUGAAGGAGCUGGAUUUCUUGCACGUGGGCUCCAAUCGCCUGGAAAACAUCGCCGAGAGCAUCCAGUGCCUGGCCAGCCUGCAGAUCUUCAUCGCGGAGAGCAACAACAUCCACUCCUUCCCCAGGUCGCUCUGCCUCCUCACGAGCCUGGAGCUGCUGAACUUGAACAACAACGACAUCCAGACCCUGCCGGACGAGCUGUACCUGCUGCGCGGACUGGCCAAGAUCGCGUGGAACCCCAUGGACAAAGGGCUGCACAUUUCCCACAACCCUCUGGCCAAGCCCCUGCCGGAGCUGGUGGAGGGGGGCCUGGAGAUGCUCUUCAGCUACCUGAAGGACAAAAAACACAACUGACGCGGGCACCGCAGGCACGGACGGGAGCCAGCUCCCUGGACUGUCAACUGGGGUACUUCUCUCGUCUAAACUUUCUACUCUUGUCGUUAGUGUCUGUCAGUGCUCUUGUUAAUGUUUGCUAAGUCGUUGUGGAACCUUCAUCCUAGGCAGGUGUUUGUCUUAACCUUGUAUGCUCCUAAUAACCUCCAGGAUAAUGUCACAUGUUCAUCUCAUGCUAUACAUAAAUUCAAACCGGCCUUUGGUUUUUCUCCAAAGAGAACUAACUGCUCUGAGUCUUCUGAGAAGUAGCGAGACCCAGCUCUCGGAGGAGUGGACAGCAGGUCUGAAUUCAAUGUAAUUCAAAAGUCUAGUAUUUGCUAAGUGUGUACUGUGUGCCAAGCAUGGUGUGAGGUGUUGGAACCACCUGGUUUCAGAUGGUUUCUACCUUGUACUGGCAACCGGUGGCCAGGUGGCAGCAGCAAGACGUGUUCCUCAAACAAGCAUUAUUUGGGACCAAAAAGCAAGCCAGAGCUGUGCUCUGUCGCCAACGACCAAAACAGGCAGUGCUUUCCCCUGGAGCUCUGGGGGAACGAUCAUAGAAUUUUUUCUCUCAAAUGGCUGUACAGUAAUACACUGCUCAUGUUGAUGUCUGGUGGUGAGUAACAGAGGUAGCAUGAUGGCGUUCAGAUA
Microcebus murinus (gray mouse lemur) is the source of this 1818-nucleotide messenger RNA. It is a transcript of the gene LRRC30, whose product is annotated as leucine rich repeat containing 30. Gene Ontology annotation, molecular function: protein binding. The record is from RefSeq and is a predicted model, not a curated record. Lineage: Eukaryota; Metazoa; Chordata; Mammalia; Primates; Cheirogaleidae.